This is a messenger RNA of Anopheles maculipalpis, 474 nucleotides long. RefSeq lists its product as uncharacterized. The annotation marks the transcript as partial. NCBI's taxonomy places the organism in Eukaryota, Metazoa, Arthropoda, Insecta, Diptera, Culicidae. The record is from RefSeq and is a predicted model, not a curated record. The transcript has a single exon.
AUGGAACGCUGGCAACAACAGUGGACAGCCGGAGCAGAGCAGCAGGGUUCGCCGGGGAUGAAGACGAGGAGACUUAUCCCGGACAUUAUGUCCUGGGUAAAUCGUAAGCACGGAGAAAUUGAUUUCUUUCUUUCCCAACUCUUUACAGGGCAUGGGUUUCUCCGGAGCUACUUCGUCGAGAAAGGCAUCCUCGACGGUUCGCCAAACUGCCCGGUGUGUGAACAUGACGUGGAAGAUGUCGACCACGUAAUGUUCCACUGUCCGCGGUUUGCUCGGAUCCGACAUGAGAUGCAGCAGCAGAGCCACACCCGCCUGACGAUGGACAAUCUGGCGGCGGAAAUGUGUGCCAACCGUGACACAUGGGAAGCAGUCCGAACUGCCGCUCGGAUCAUCUUCAGAAACCUCCAAGUGAGGUGGAAUGAGGAAAGUCCACCAACGGCAAGACGGAGGCGACAACAACGACGGCGGAAUACG